GGGAAAAGGGCCGCAGGCAGAGGCAGACGCCGCCACCGCCCAUCGCCCAACACAAACAAACACCGCGGAGGGUCGUGUUUAUUAGUCACAAUUGCCUGCAAUGUCAAUCGUUUAGUUCCUGUUCUGUUCUAGCCCAGCGAGGGCCCCGUAUUUGCGUCCGCGAAGUUAUUUAAACGGCUUCAAAAUGCCCGCAAUGAACGACACCGCCAAUAUUGUGAAGAUAGCAGUGGAGAUGGCUGAGCAAGUGCCACAACUGAUAGGCUUCAAUCAGAAACACUCGCUGGCAGCUAUAAUUCAAGAUUUGUGCAACGGGUGGCAGUUGACGGAGCCAGAGCUUUAUGCCCUGCAAUUCACUGAGAACAAUAACAAGAACUACGUUACCGAAAAGAAUCGAAAUGAAAUAAAGAACGGCUCAAUUCUUCGCCUAACCUUCUCACCAUCUAAGACAGCAGAAGAUAUUUUGUUUAAAGUGAAAAAUGGAAACUUGGAUGAGAAGACACAAGCCCUGCAAAAGCUAUCCCUUCUUAGUACCGACAUGACUUUUGCUUUUGAAUUCAUUAACAAGCAAGGUCUUGCGCUGAUAAUAUCUAUGACAGAGGAAGGAAAAUGUCAAGGUGCAACAUUAGCGUUUUGCCUUCAGUCGUUUGUAGAAUUAAUGGACCAUGGGAUAGUUUCCUGGGACAUCUUAGAAUGUACAUUUAUUAACAGAGUUGCCAGUUAUGUUAACAAUCAGGCACCAAAUCAAGACAAUAAAGUUGUUCAGGCAUCAUUAUCCAUUUUGGAGAGUAUUGUUUUGAAUAGUUCAGCCAAGUUAGCACAUUUGGAAAAGGAACUCACGUUUCCUAGCCUGGUUGUGCAUCUUCAAAGUUCCAACCCAGUAACUCAACAAAAUGCUAUUGCACUCAUUAAUGCCCUUUUCUUAAAGGCUGAUCAUGCAAAGCGAAAGGCCAUAUCAGGGACACUUAAUUCUCAAAAAGUGCGAAAUGUCAUACUUACCAAUAUUAUUCAAGCUGCUUCUGGACAGGUCGGGACUGAGAUGGCACAUCAGCUCUACGUUCUACAAACUCACCAAUUGGCUCUCUUAGAACAAAGAAUGAACACCAAAAUGGAUCUACAAGACCAGGAUGCACAUGAAAAAAUCAAAGAACUUCGGAGAAUUGCAUUUGAUAUGGAUAACAACUCAAAUAGUGGAGAUAGCACCACACGAAGGCAAGGUUUUGCUAAAGACUACAAGAAGCUUGGGUUCAAAUGUGAUAUCAACCCUGCUCUUGACUUUGCUGAAACACCACCUGGAAUGCUAGCAUUGGAUUGUAUGAUUUAUUUUGCCAGAAACCAUGUUGAAAACUACACCAAAGUUGUUCUGGAGAAUUCAUGUAGAGCAGAUGAGCAUGAAUGUCCCUUUGGUCGUACAAGUGUAGAGCUUGUAAGACUACUUUGUGAGGUGCUGCGUAUUGGAGAAGCUCCAAGUGAACAGGGUCAUCAUUACCACCCCAUGUUUUUCACCACUGAUCAUCCUUUUGAAGAGUUUUUCUGUGUUUGUAUAGUGCUUCUCAAUAAAACAUGGAAAGAAAUGCGGGCAACAAAAGAAGAUUUUGUGAAGGUGUUUAGUGUUGUCAAGGAACAAAUCACUCGUGCACUGGCUGGUCAGCCAUUAUCUUUAGAGAAGUUUCGUGGCCUGCUUCAAGUUCUUACAUAUUCUGAAAUAACCAACUUAUGGCAGCAGGAACGGACAAGUCGUGAAGAGUGGGAAUCUCAUGCUAGACCAAUUGUUGAGCUACGAGAACAAAUAAAACCAGAAAUAAUUGAGCUUAUUCAACAGCAGAGGUAUGGUUUCCUAGCUGAAGGAACAAGAUUUACAAAAUAUUCACCUCGCGGUCAGAGAAUAAAAGACAAGUUCUGGUACAUUCGCUUGUCUCCUAAUCAUAAAGUGUUUCACUAUGGUGACUGUGAUGAAAAAAGUGCUCCUCCCUUAGAAGACCUCUCCAAUAAAUUACCUGUUGUUGACAUUAAAGCACUUGUAACUGGAAAAGAAUGCCCUCACAUGAAGGAUGUUCGGGGUCGGAAAACAACUCACCAGCUUGCAUUUUCAUUACUGCUUGAUUCAGUAGAAGUAUCUUCCCUUGAUUUUGUGGCACCAGAUGAACAGGUGUUCGAUUAUUGGACUGAUGGAAUCAAUGCACUUCUAGGAAACAAGAUGACAAGCAAAGAAGCACAAAAUGAUUUGGAUACAUUAUUAUCGAUGGAUAUUAAGUUAAGGCUCUUGGAUGCUGAAGGUGUGGAUAUUCCUCAAGACCCUCCCCCAAUUCCAGCUGAUCCUCCAAAUUAUGAUUUUUGCUACGAUUCGAAAUAGGGCAUGUUGGCUGCAGUGUUUCCCAACACUCAACAUUAAAGUUUUUACGACUAUGGUAUUUUGAUAAGCCAAGAUUAGUUGACUAUUCUAGUUCUCGGCCGUUAUCAUCAGAAUUAGUUACGAUUUUAUAUGACACUUAUGAAAUUCUCUUUUACAACUAGACUUAUUUAUUAUCUCUCAGAAUUGGUCCAUGAAUCUUGCUAGCUGAGGUACUGUAAAGUUUCAUUGUCCUUGUGAGGUUGUUAUGAACCUCUAAAAUGUAACUCAAAUGUAAUUUAAAUCAUUGUUUCAAUUUUUGUUUUAUGUGUAUGUGUGCUUGUGCUGUCAAAC
Molecule: messenger RNA, 2680 nt
Organism: Frankliniella occidentalis (western flower thrips)
Lineage: Eukaryota; Metazoa; Arthropoda; Insecta; Thysanoptera; Thripidae
Gene: Ced-12
Product: engulfment and cell motility protein 1
Exons: 8
Coding region: 185-2350 (721 amino acids)
Biological process (GO): cell motility; actin filament organization
Cellular component (GO): plasma membrane
Source: RefSeq, a predicted model, not a curated record